AUGCUCAGCUCGGUGCCGACCGAGCUGCAAGGCUACGAGACGCUGCUUUCGGCCCUAGGGGUGCCGAAGGAGUUCAGCCCGGACAAUUUCGUGCAGGUUUUGUGUGGCAUGGAGGCGCAGUCCAGGGGAAGGCCACUAGACUCGGAUACCCUCGCCACAGCCGUAGCUAGGUCCCGAGGAUCGGGCGAGCAUCAAGCCGGAGUCGGUGUUGCUGCCAGACAAGGCGGGGCCCUUCCUCUUGCCCGCCUCGAGCCUGGUCUACGACGACGCCCCGCGGCGAAAUCGCUGGGAGUUCGAGGUCUGAGAGAGGCGUUUCUCUCUAGCCAGGGCGGCACUCAGUCCAUGCCCUGCCCGAUCGCCCGAGAAAUCGGCGAGCUCCUGAACCUUUCUCCCGGUAACGCCGCCGCCGCCGCCGCUGCCGGUGCCACGACCGAUGCCGCCGGGAGCGGCGGCAAGGUUAGCGGUGCCGGCUCCAGUACGAAGAGCCGCUCGCCGCCCGGAAGCCGGUGGCUGCACGACGUGCUCGAGGUGGCAGAGACCAUGAAGGCCGAGCGGGUGGAGAUCAUCCUUGACGAAAAGGAGUACGAGGAGCAGAGUCUUCUCCACCCAGCCCUUGCGGACAUCCAGGGGCCCUCGGUCUGCGUUGUUCUGCCGGGGACAGUGGUCACCGACAAGCAGCUCACGAUGAUGCUGUCGAGCCCAGUGAAACCCGCAGGAGGCGUGGCCGGCGACCUGGGCGUGGGCGGGGGCAGCAUGGGGAGACCGAGGAUGGGCAACAGCGUGACCGCCCUGUUUGCGCUGACGGACUGCUUGCAGGUCCUGAGCCACGACUCCCUCUUCCUGUUCGACCCUUGCGGGGAGUACCUGUUCUCGGGUGCGGACCCCCCGACGCUACCCUCGGCAGACGGCGGGCCUCCUAGCCAACACACCAAGCAGAGUGGGUCAGCAUCCGCUACUAGUAGUAGCGCCGCCGCUCCCCGCUCCCGACGGUCCUCCUCCUCGUCCUCUCGCGGGUCGUCGCCGUCCUCUUCUUUCUUCGUCAAGAAUAACGCCUCUCCCGGCAGUAGCAACGCCGCCGCCGCCGCCGCCGCCGCCGGUCAGCCGGCCCCGCGGCCCCGCUCCGCCUUCUCGUCGUCUGCGGGAGCGGCGGCUAACAGGCUGCCGGUUACUGGCAUCGGGGGGGGUGGGGGGCGGCACCAUUCGGGGGGGCCUCGGCGGGACCCCAUCGGUCGCAGCUACGUCGUACGGAGGGAGGACGUUCUAAACCAGUUUCCGCACCAGUACGCUCCUUUUCUUGCCCUUUCCGGCGGAAUAAGGGAAACGAUCGGAGAAGGCCUGACGUCUGGACGGGGAUACCACGGGACAGUGUUCCCCAUGAGCUUGAAAACGCGGCCGGGCGAAAUUUCGGGUUCCAAGUGCACUAUCCAUGCCCUGGAGCGCGAGACUAUGCCCCACGCUAAAUCUUAUUCAGAGGGACUUGGUCUACGACACCCCCGCCCCCACCUCAAAAAGCACGGGGUACGUGAGCUGAAGCGCUUCUCAGGCCCAGCAUCGGCGGGGCUGGUCAUGUCCCACCACCUCAAGAGCGUACACGCUUCGGUGCGACGGCGGCGGGCAGGAGGAGGAGGAGGAGGAGGAGGAGGAGGAGGAGGAGGAGGAGGCUCUUCCGACGGUGUGGAGCAACUCUUCUCGUCACGCCUCCGCGGGGUGAACUCCCCCGCUGCCGGGCGCAUGCUCGGCGUGGGCGGCCGCAUGAAGCGGCGCGGUGCCGUCUCCAACACGGAUUGGCGCAAGUCGAGCCUGAACGUGUACAUACGGGGAUUCCCGGCGCCCCGUGGGUGCUACAAGCUCAGCGUGUGCACCUCGUCUUGGAGAGACGAGAGGCGAGACGACGACAAUAAGUUUAACAAGGCAGCAGCAGGAGGUGGAGGGGGUGGGGGGUGGGCGGAAGGGGAGAGAAGCCGCCGUCGCAUGGAGGAAGUGGAGGACAUGUGGGUGCUGUCGUACGUGCUGGCGCCGCCUGAGGCGAGAAAGCUCGCGCUGUCGGCGGAGUUCGAGGGGGAGGGAUUGACGCCACUCAUGACGUGCGCAUCCCUCGUGCACCGAAGCAUCACCGUCGACGGGCAGCGGCGCGCUCAAGAGACGCCUGCCGUCCGGGGAAGAAUCUUUAUCGGCCAGGAUUCUUCCGUUCUCACCGGCCUACCGUUCCACAUCGACGGGCCGUUCUUCGUGUCGAGGAGAGGAGGCAAGGCCUCGUUUGUCAUGGACAGCCUGGAAGACAACAGAGCGAGCUUGCCCCCUCGAGCCCCUCGGGUAGCCCACGGCAAGUGGAACAAGGAGCUCUUCGGGAGCGUGUGCACGGAGCUGGUGCCGGAACACAUGGUGGAUCUCAAGGACGAGCUGAGCGGCCGCGACGCCGGGCUGCUGUACCGCUUCUGGCCCUCGGCCAAGCGCGCCAAGAGGCCGUUCUCGAUCAUGCUCCCGGGUCAGAUGUACCUUCAACUGGGAGAUCUGCCUCUGUACCUUAGCCGCAGCGCCUCGGAGGGUGGCUUCAAGCGCAUGAAGGACGGCUACUUCAAGACCCAGGCCGUCAGCCCGUUGGUGGAAGAGUACAUCCGGCGACACGUCAACCUCUUCUCGGUGCCGCACACGGUCACCGAAGACCUAGCCAGGCAGCCCACGGUCACUGUUAAGAAGAUAACGCCUGCCUCGGUCCGGGAGUUCCUACGCCGGUCCAACGGCGUUUCUUCCCAGGGCGACUUGGGACGGGUGGUCGACUUCUUCGGUGGUGGCGGCGGAGGCGUCGGCAACAACGGCGGUGGCAGGGGAGCCGCUAGCGCUACCGGUGGCGGCGGCAGCGGCGGCGGCGGCGGUCAGCAAAGGUCCGGUGUGGGGCCGGCACCGCCUCCGGACACCGAACUCUUGCUUGAGCUGCUCGAGUUUUGCUUGUCCGACUGCCGCCCCCCCGAGGGGGAACGACCGUCAGGCGUGCCCGCUGGUCGGGCGGGCGUAGAAGCGGAGGCGGGAGCGGCGGCGGGGGCGGGAGGGGGCCAGGAAGAGGUGGACGCUGAGGCGGUGGCGAGGAGCGAGGCUCACGCGGCCAGAUUUGCCUUGGGCCAGUGGCAGUCAGCCAUGGACAAGUGCAAGGUCGUCUGGAAGGAGCUCCAGGGGGUGCCCCUGCUGCCCCUCGCCAACGGCACCGCUGGCAGCUUCCCGACGGCCUUCGCCCUGGCGGGAAGGAAGAGGUUCGUUGUGGGCACGAGGCGGCAGCAGGGGCUGCUGCCCAAGCUCGCGGACCGGUUCGUGCACCUCAAGGCUACCAGGAGGCUGGCCAGGUUCUUCGAGCGAGAUGAUUUCUUGGAGAUGAUGGGCAUCGUGCGUUUCUCCCCGACCCUCCUUGCCGAGAACCUCGAUCAAGUCCUCCCCCGCACCUGGCGGGGGGAGAAGUUCGUGGGCUGGGGGGGGGGCUCGGCGGCUGGGCAGUCGGGGGCCCCCAAGGCCUCCUGGCUCGCGCUCUUCUGGACCGAGGUGUCGCUGCUGGACGUAGCCUCAGUGCCCGGGCUGGGGUCGUGGCCGCUGGUACCCAUUACCACCGGAGAGCUGGUGUCUUGCUCGAUGCUUCAGCAGGUUGUCCGAGCGUGCCCGAGCAUGCUGAACGAGGUCAAGCAGAGGGGCCUUGGGGUUGCCCUGGCUGCCAUGGAGCGUGCGGAGAAGGCUGCAGACGAACGGGAUGAGAACGAGCUCCAGGAGCUCCUGGCCCGUCAGGCACAGGAGGCCGACCCGGGAGGUGAAGAAGGCGACGGCUUGGAGGAAGACGACAACUACGACGACGAGGAUGCCGACGACGACGAGGAUGACGGCCAGGAGGAUGGUCGAGAGACGGCUGCUGCCGGCGGCGGGGUCGGACCGGGCGAUGCCGGUGCCGAGGACGAGCUGGAGUCGGUCCUGGUGACGGUGCUGCGCAGGCUGGGAGUUCCUGUGCUCGAGCUGGCGUUCUUCCCCCAGGAGCAGCGGCCGUGGCUGGUCGUCGGCGACCCGAACGAGGCCUCGAGGGGAGCCCUGGGAGCCAUCCACGCCCUCAAGAGCACCCUCGCCCCGCCGUACCCGAUAUCGGAGGUGUGCGAGGCCAGGAGGGCGGUGGCGGCGGAGGGAGCGGAGGGGGCAGCGAUGGCGGCGAUGGCGGAGAUGAUCGCGAGCGGGGAGGACCACGGGCGCGACGGCAGGGGAAGGAAGCUACGGCUGCGCUGGGGCGCUCUUUCGCCCGAGGACAUGGACGCUCUCCUGCAGCGGCAAUUCCGCCAAGGCACCGGCGGGGACUUGACCUCGUUCAGCCUGCCCUCGGGCACGUCCGACAGGUUGUUGGCCCCCUCCCCUGAGCUGUCCGACCUCAUCCGCGACAUCGGCGUGGAGCAAGUGGAUCACCCGGGAGUGGUAGCUAGGUUCGUCCUGCCUGAGCUUGGCACUGUGCCGCCUGACGACAGGCACAAGCUUCUGCACCACGUCCGCGUGCACUGGGCGGAGCUCAAGGAAAACCAGGACCUCGUGAAUCAGUUCAAGGAGGUGGCGUUUAUCCCUGUGAACGGGGUCCCCACCAAGGCCAGCAAGCUCUUCGACCCCCGCACCUUGGUGCUGAAGGAGAUAUUCGGAGACGAGCCGGACGCCUUCCCCUCAGGAGAGUUCGGAGAGGAGCCCUGGCUCGACGUGCUGGUGGACAUAGGCCUGAAGAACAAGCUGGACAGGGACACCAUCCUGCAGUGCGCCAAGAAGGUGGAGUCCCAACGCACGGAGCCCCUCCCUCCGGCAGUCGCGGAGCGCGCCGCCGUCCUGAUGCGGCACAUCAACAGCUCGGCCGGGGAGGGCGAGCUCUACAACAACGACUUCCUCUCCAAGCUCAGCCGCCUGCGCUUCGUGCCGGCGCACCUGCCCCCCCCCGCGCACGCGCCUGACGACGACGACGACGGUGGGGUUUCCGCUUUUGCGGCGGAGGCCGCGGGGGCAGGGGGGGGGAAGGGCGGGGCGGGGACCGGGGAUGAGUUGUUUUGGUCUCUCCUGAAGAUCCAGAGCCCCCCUCCCCUGGAGGUGGUGCUACGGCACUUGAAGAUCAUCACCGAUAGGCACAGCCAGCUCGACAGGUGGAGGUACCCGCAAACGCCUGUCAAGGUUUUCCAAUCGAUUUUCGAGUUCCUCGACGAGAACUGGUCCAAGCUAAGCCCGGGCGUGACCAAGGGUCUCAAGGAUAGGCCGCUCGUCCCCGUGGGGGCAAGGCUCAUCAAGGCCGGCCGUCUGUUCUUCCGGCUCAAGGAAAACUUGUCGCCGUUCAUGUUCGAGGUACCUCGCGCCUUCGGGGCGUUCGACAGCCUCUUCAACAACCUCGGCACUACGCAGGCGCCAACAGCCAGCGACUACGCCGUCUUCUUGAAGGAGCUCGCUGGGGAGUGCGGUUCUCAGGCCCUUAACCCCAACGAGCUGGGAGCGGUGCUCAAGGUGCUCUCGUUGCUCGCGACCGAGCUGGAAGUCGACGCCACCUACGAGCUCUCUACGGACAUCUACGUGCCCGACGAGAACUCGGAGCUAGUCCCGUGGGGCCUGUGUCUCCACAACGACAGCCCGUCCUUGGCGGGCAGGGUAGACCCCUCCCGGCUGCGCUGCUUGCACCCGAGGGUGUCGCUGGAGGACUGCCGCCGCCUGCGCAUCCCAUCGGUCUCUCAGGUGGUGAAAGAGGAGCUGGAGCUGGGCUUCCAGCCGGAGAUGGUCCAAGGAGAAGACUCCGAGCAGGCGCAGCUAUCCGCCACGCUGUCCUCUCGAGAGCUCAGCCUAGCGGUAGCCGUCCUCGUGAAGAGCUUCUCCCCGGAAGACACCUCCGUCGGCAUCGGCAGCACCGACAACCCUGACGCUAGCGCCAACGCCGGAGGCGGGGCGACAUUCGAGGCCCGGGCGAACGCGGCGGCGGCCAGGCUGGAAGGGUUCUCGGUGGUUUUUGUGAAGGAGCUUAGAAGCAGGUUCUUGAGAACCGGGGAGCGGAAGGACGGGUUCCGAAUGGAGGAGGACAUUACGGCUGUUAACGGGGCCAAGGGAAGCGUGUUCUUUGUGCGGGAGACGAACAAGACCGUUCUCAUUGCUCGAGGAGUACUCCCCGGCGCCUUCCCGCCCUCGUACGCGGUGGCACUGGCCGUGACCAAGCUGGUGUCGCUUCCGCCUGCGGCCGUCGGGCCGCUCUCGGUGCUGCUCGCCACUAAGCCGGAUGGGGUGGAGAGCUGCCUGAGCGUCCUACAAGUCCGCGAGGGGGCGACUGCCGGAGACGAGUUGACGAGAGGACUGCCUGGGGAGCCGCUGACACCGGGAGACAAGACGCUCUUGGAGCUGAAACCCCUCAAGGCCUUCUUGCCCGGGGAGGUGAUAGCAUGGGAAGACAAGAGCGGCGGGGGCAACAGCAACAGCCCCGCUUCGAGCCUAUACGCAUCCACGGAGCCCCCCAACGCGACAACCACUACCAGUAGCGGUGGUGGUGCUGCUGUGGUUCUGCGGUACGGCGUGGUGGUGAUCGGCGGGUCGGCGGAGGCCGGCGAAGGGGGGGGAGACGACGAUGAUGUCCCCGGGGACCAGCGGGGCUCGGGUCGGGUCGGACAGGGGCUCCGCCACGUGCGCGUGAAGCUGACCCCGGGAAGGGUAGACGCGCUGCUCUCCACGCAGAUCUACUCCUUCCGACAGGCCCGUGCCGCGGGGGCGACACCGUCUUCGGGCAUCGUCGCACACGCCGCGAAGAUGCUCCGCAGAAUCGCGGGAGAAGACAAGGAGGGGGGCGUCGAGGAGGGCAAGAGCGGAGGGGGGGGGGUAGGGGGUGGUGGUGGUGGUGGUGGCGGCGGCAGCGGUGUCGUGAGCUCGGCUCAGGUUCUUGACGCCGUGAACGAUAUCCUCGGGAAGGCGGAGCUGUCGCUGUCGACCGAGCAGGGGGCGCGGCUGAAGGAGAGCCUGAGGCACAAAGACGAGGCCCGGGUGGCCCGGGUGGCCUUGGCCAAGACGUCCGCGGAGGCGGACCGGCUGAAGCGAAAGCUGGCGAAGGUGGACAAGGCGUUCGUGUGCUCCAUCUGCUGCACCAAUGACGUCGACGUCAUCUUGGCCCCCUGUGGACACAUGAUGUGUUCCUCCUGCAUGCGGUCGAUUGUGAGGCGCGAGUGCCCGUUCUGCCGCGAGAGGUGGACGGCGACGGCGACAUUCCGCAGGCCGGGAGUGGACGAGGUAUCCGAUGACGAAGACGAGGAAGACGGGGGCCGAUAAAAUGGCUACCAUUUCGACUCCGUGCCACGGUUUUUGGGGAGAGGAGACUGGGCGUGGUUAGAUUAUGCCUUGGCUAUAUUCUGCGGUAGUGGUGCCGGAGGAAGAGCAUCUAGGUGCGGAUCGAUCGCCCAGUUGUCGUACGGCACAUUGCGAAACCCGUGUGCAAGAGGAGCAGAGAGAAAUCACGUGUCCGAGUACAUCUAGGAAAGCGACAAGAAAACAACCAGAAGAGAACAAGAAAACAACCAGAAGAGAACAAGGACGCUUAUGUCCAAACCGAGCGGUAAAACAUUUGUCAGUAUUAUUUAAAACAACAAAAGAGCACGAGGAAGAGGUGAAGAAGCAGCAUGGCAUGACGCCGUUAUGACACAAAGUCAGCCUCUACUCAUGGCUGCAGGCACAGGCAACCUCACGCCUUUUUUCGCGAGGAAAAGUGGGUGGAACAGCAGUGUUGGUUGUUCGUUGUUUGUUGUCGUUGUGUUCGGAAUGGACUGACUUGAGUGCGAUAUUUGACGAUCGCGCAUGGUCAUGGCAACAGCAGUAGCAGCACAAAGCUGGGCGGAAAAGAAUCACUGGGCGUAAGGGAUGGGUGGGGAAGUUGGCCUGGGCGGCGAGACCGUAUAUUAGUCUGUUCACAACGGUGUGACGACGAUGGGCGUGUGUGUAGCGCUUGAAGUGUCGUUGACCCUAGCACACACAGCAGCGACCCCGACAAGCUUCGGCAAUCAAUUGUUGUUGCUUGGUCUUGUUGUUCCGGGGGAGGAGGUUGUUUUUGCUGUAUUGGAGCGAG
Ectocarpus siliculosus is the source of this 8065-nucleotide messenger RNA. The record is from the annotation of a GenBank genome assembly. NCBI's taxonomy places the organism in Eukaryota, Phaeophyceae, Ectocarpales, Ectocarpaceae.